GAAAUGUUAGGAGGAGAGACAUGUGCAUUAGAAGGAGGGGAAAUAUAAGACAGACAGAGUGUUAGGAGAGAAGGCUUAGCCGCUACGUAGGAACGAAACAAAGUCCCUCUGUGCAAUUGCGAGUUCAUGUAGCAUUGACUUGUUGGGUUGUGGAGCAGCGGUGUAGGUGCAGGGUGGUUGCUGGCUUUAUUAUUGUUUUUGAAUCGAGUGGCAAAUAAUAGUAUUGUGUUCGGAUUUGAAGUGUUACACUAUCCGUAAAGUAUUAGUUGCUGACUCCGCGAAACGUACUCAUAAGUAAAAGGGACAAUGCAGCCGCUGUCAUGAUGCUCGCUCCCUCCAUAAGAUUGCAUCAAGGCUGUGAGGAGUUCUCGUACAGCCAGCAUGGUGCUUCACUGUGGCCAGGGACAUGCAUGCAGGUGUCGCGCUGUAGCACUGAUGCUAACCACAGCAAUUGUGGUUUUGGAGGUCUGCGGCACAGCUGAUGGUGAUGAUGUCAUCGUCGAUACGCUUGAGUACCAAUCCAACCAGGAGCAGAGAACUGCCAUACCAAACCCGCUGCUUCCGGUCAAACUCCAAGCGAUGACACCCUCGCUGGAUCAACUCCGAGACCCACAGGAUGAAAUGGAAAUCGGGUCUCCCAAACUGGUUCCCACCCGGACCAUGCGAGUGAGCUUCAAGCAUCUGGCCAUUGCUGAUGCCGAGGCUGUCGUCGUUCCGCUGGUCGUGAUGCCUACAGAUUACAGUGGCAACUCUGCUAACGUCUCGCUACCAACGAUAUUGUUUCAAUACUACCCUUUUCCUGAUCAACCCUCACUGCAAGGAGCACCUACCUGGGCUAGCAGUAACAUCAGCUGUGCGUCAGUCAGCACUCCUUGCAUGGGCCCUGCCGACGGCCUGGGAUCUCUUCUUCGUUCGGUGGUCUCACCUUCCGGCCGCGACCUGAUCCUGUUUGGUCUCCGACAGCACGGGAAUGGCGCCACCGCGGUGUAUGUGUGGAGAGACGGAAAGCUACACGGUACGGAAAUAAUUGCCGGUGAAGGUCUAUCAUCUGACAACAUUGUUCUCCAAGCUAGCGCCCUGGUGUCCCUGCCACCAGCUUCCUCGUCCAUUCCUAACGGCAACUUCACGGUUCUGGGAAUGUACAGCCCCGAAGUGGACGUGACGGAAAUGUGGCGACUCGACUUCUUCAAUGAUUCCAAGUCGGCGUUGUGGAGCGGCAUCACGGUCACCAGUCAGGAGAGACCUGCACGGUGCGAUAACAUUGAUUUGUACUAUGAUGAGCUGAGCCAGAAGGUGGUCCUGUUUGGUGGCGAAGGCGGCAACCUCACCACUGGGGGCAGCUGCGCGUUCUGGACGUUUGAUGUGCGCAAUGCCAACUGGACGCGCGGAAGUUUUGAGCGCGACUGCAGCAGCGCCCGGGUGGACACGGUGUUCUCUACGUUUUUCCAGGCGGAGAGCUUGCUGCUGGUGUUUGUGCGAGAGUCCCUGGCCAGUGCCGUAAUGGAAAUGAGCUACACAGUCUAUUUGAAGUUCCUGGGCAGCAGCUCGGCUUGGAUUGCCCUGUCGCCGACCCUGGGCGCGGGCAUGGUGCUUGGUGCUGACCAGGUGUACAUCCUAGCUGGCGAGAGUGCCGUGUACCUCGUCAGUAGUAACAGCCCCUACCUGUACGCGAUGCGCAAGAAUCCCCGGCUCUCGUCGUGGGCAGAGAGCGCCGUUGACUUUGUUCCGGUUCAGUGGUGCGACGAUGUCAGCGCGCCCUUCAGCUGGAGCAUCGGAUCUUUCAUUCAGCCCGAGAUCGAGUUCCAGGGCCCGUUUGGCGUGGGCUUUGCGGGACAAUCGUGGAACGUGUUGCUCGGCGGUGCUGUGUGGGAUAGCCGCUACACACCCUGGUCGCUGAGCAUGGUGCAUCGCAUCAGCAGCAGCCUAGAUGUUGAACACAUUCUGUACACCACUAGCAGCACUGUACUGCAGAUUCCGUUCACAAGGCAUGUCAUGAAUGGCAGUCCGGUGGGCCAGGACCGGGGACUGGGACGUGGCCGUCUCUACGUGCUGCUGCCCGAUAUAAUCGGAGACAGCUGCAACAUGGCAGUUCACGGUGGCUUGACGGUUGACAGGGACGGGCAGAUGUAUCACCUCGGUGCCUUAUCCAAUCUGUGGUGUUAUGAUUUGUGUAAAGUUACUUUUCUCCCAGCAGACUUUGAUCCCAGCCUGCAGCCUGCGCCGCGCUAUAGCCAUGCGGGUGUUGCGUUGAAUGCGACUUCUUUCGUGCUGUUCGGCGGCAAGCGCCCUGUGCACGAAAACUCGACGUUGGCCAUCGACGUGUUGAGUGAUGUGUGGCUGUUCUCGUUUGCCAAUCUAGCCGAUCGUGCGCACUGCAGAGGCACCUGGCAGAAUCUGUCCGCAGCGUAUGGUCAGCUGGAGAUGCUGCCGCUGUCGGCACCUGCGGUGGUGAAUGUAAUCGCGUCUGGAAAGCAACGGAUACUAGUGUUUGGCGGCCUACAACAGGCCAUCGGCCGUCUUGUGUCGGCUGAGUUCUUUGAGCUAUCAGUCGACGUGGCAAGCCAGGCAUACACGAUCCGUGAAGUCCGGCAGGAACAUUACACAUUGCCCGGGCGAGUUGGUCACACACUUCAGCAGUAUAGCAGUGAUUCGCUGCUGCUAAUCGGUGGCAAAGGCAGGGAUGACCCACGGAUGUCAAUGGCAUUUCUCCUCUACUUUUAUGUGAACAAGCAAGAUGUGUUUUGCAUAUCCCGCGCUGUAAAGCUCUUUGCUCACGAGCCAAUGAUAGGCCUGAGUGUUGCGUCUGUUACGAGUGGCUUGGUUCUCCUGGCGUCCUCAGUGAUUCAGAAGAGCACACACCGCCACAGCAGCAAGCAGGCAACAAGCAUCUUCUACCUGCCGUUCGGCCUCUGUCAGGCCGGCUACGCGCUCAACACGUCCAGCGGCCAGUGCACCGCGUGCCCUAGAGGAACGUGGGGCUCGAGGGGCACGGCUUGCAUCCAGUGCCCGAAAGCGACCACAACGCUCGGUCCGAGCAGCAUCUCGUCUAGUGACUGUACCGUGUGCACGCGAAGCAUUUGCAAUUGGCAUGGAAACUGCUCGGUGAUCGACAACAAGGCCAUAUGCAGGUGCCACUGGGGCUAUUACGAAAGGGACAACUGCUUUAUGCCCUACUAUUUCAUCGCUGGUGGAGGUCUUCUGUUUCUGUUUGCAAUUGCGGCUGGCGUGGCUGGCUAUGUCUCUAUGAAGAGGCGGCGAUCCCAGAAGGAGCUAAGCCGUGAGAAGCGUGCCUCGAAGAAGCGACUGUCCACGUUCAUGGCGGCCUGGAAAAUCGACUGGGAGCAGCUGCGACUGCGGCACGUCGUCGGAGAGGGUGCUUAUGGACAGGUCUGGCUGGCAGAACUGAGUGACACGCUUGUGGUGCUCAAGAAGCUGAAGCAGAGUUUGCAGCGUGAUGACCUCUGCAGCCGCGAGUUCCAGCGAGAAGUGGAAUUGAUGAAGCUUCACCGACAUCCAAACAUUGUGUUCUUCCUGGGAGCCGGCACUGACCCACGCAAUGAGCCAUUCCUAGUCAUGGAGUAUGCUAAGCGUGGAUCAUUGAAAGCCUUACUGCAAAACAGCGGUGUUACCAUCAGUCACACAGAUCGACUUCGCUUCAUGCUGGAUGCGGCUAAGGGUAUGGAGUAUUUGCACGGCCUGCAGCCACCAGUUGUACACCGUGACCUGAAGUGCUCCAAUCUGCUGGUGACCGAGCGCUGGGUAGUGAAAGUGGCUGAUUUCGGCACGGCACGCCUGAUGUCGCAUUUGAAUGAGAGCAGCCGCCAUCGCCGCCCUACAGACACAGGCAGAACCCAGCCAGUGAAUGAGACUGACCCUCUUCUUCUUCACCAGGACGAUUCACCUGUGACUUUCAACAAUGGCACGGACGCAUAUGUAUCACCGGAGAGAAUCCGCAAGGAGCUGUAUCAUACCAGCGCAGAUGUAUAUAGCUUCGGAAUUGUUCUCUGUGAAGCCUACAUGCGUGAAACGCCGUAUCGGAAGAAAAACUACAAGUUCUCGAACGAAUUGUAUAAGGACGUUCUUGAAGGAGGAAGGCCUGAUUUCCCCAAAGAUGAAGCGCCAGGCGACUACACCGCUUUGGUAACAGCCUGUUGGCAACAUGAUCCUGCCGAUCGCCUGAGCUUCCCGGAGAUCGUACGCAGUCUUGAUGUGCAGCUGAUAGCGUGGUAAACAGUGAUAUCACCCGUUAAGAGAGGGGCCAGGGCCUGGGGGGGGGGGGGGGGUUAUUUUACAAUACACGGACGGCCCAUCUGCCGCUAAACUUACUUUGUGUCUGGAACACACUAUCAACCAUGCAUGCCGGUAAUGCAGCCCUGCUGAUAUUAUAAGGCCUGCAGGCGGCAAUGCAGUUUUUAAAAGUGUCAUAAAUUACUUAGCUCUACUCCAGUUUGAUUUUCUGUGCAGGCCGCAGCUAUAUUUUACCGGGGCCGGAUAUUGAGCCUAUAAGAAUUUUUUACUUCAAUGAUCGCCGAAAUUUUUACUGGAGAUCUGAGCCUCGUCUUGACAUA
Molecule: messenger RNA, 4568 nt
Organism: Sycon ciliatum
Lineage: Eukaryota; Metazoa; Porifera; Calcarea; Leucosolenida; Sycettidae
Exons: 3
Coding region: 382-4230 (1282 amino acids)
Biological process (GO): protein phosphorylation; signal transduction
Cellular component (GO): cytoplasm
Molecular function (GO): protein kinase activity; protein binding; ATP binding
Source: RefSeq, a predicted model, not a curated record